This is a messenger RNA of Pseudoliparis swirei, 1884 nucleotides long. RefSeq names its product arf-GAP with dual PH domain-containing protein 2-like. The transcript has 11 exons. Gene Ontology annotation, biological process: positive regulation of GTPase activity. Gene Ontology annotation, molecular function: phosphatidylinositol bisphosphate binding; GTPase activator activity. Gene Ontology annotation, cellular component: plasma membrane; intracellular membrane-bounded organelle. The record is from RefSeq and is a predicted model, not a curated record. The coding region runs from base 124 to 1263 and encodes 379 amino acids. NCBI's taxonomy places the organism in Eukaryota, Metazoa, Chordata, Actinopteri, Perciformes, Liparidae.
CACCUGCUGCGCAGCAGAGCAGCACUGCACCGUCCAUGUUUGGGUUCAAUAUGGAGUCUAUAGCUUUCUGCUCUUUAAUUGGGACUCUGCUGUCAAACUGAGCGAAGCCAACUAGCAUCCCCCAUGGCCAGUCUGGACCGAAACAACAAAAUGCUGCUCGAUUUGGUGCGACAGCCCGGUAACAGCACGUGUGCUGACUGUGGAAUUCCUGAGCCUGACUGGGCCUCCUACACUAUUGGUAUCUUUGUGUGCCUGAAUUGCUCGGGGAUUCAUCGCAACUUGUCUGAUAUCAGCAAAGUGAAAUCCAUACGUCUGGAUUUCUGGGACGAUUCACUCGUUCAGUUCAUGCGUGAGAGGGGAAAUUCUGCAGCCAAGGCCAUUUAUGAGAAGUGUGUCCCGGCCUUCUUCUAUCGGCCGCAACAUAAAGACUGUGUGGUUCUUAAGGAUCAAUGGAUCCGUGCAAAGUAUGAAAGAAGAGAAUUCACAGGAGAAAACUACCCACAACAAGCUUAUUGCUCAGACCAGUUUGAGUCCACACUAUGGAAGAAGGGCAAAGACAACAAACAGUUUUUAAAGAGGAUCUUCCUGCUGUCCCGGAAAGACUUCACCCUCAGAUACUUUAUAAAAGAGGAUUCCAAGCUUCCCAAAGCCGUCAUCUCCAUGAAGGACUUCAAUGCAGUCUUCCAGCCGGAGAAGAUCUGCCACGCGCACGGUCUGCAGAUCUCCUACAUGCACGACAAACGCACAAGGAAUCUGUUCGUUUAUCACGAAAAUGGACAGGUAAUUGUGUCCUUGUUCAACGCUCUUCGGGCGACACGUCUGGCGUACCUCCAGAAGAAGCAUCCCACUCUUCGAGACAAUGACUUAGUGCCUCAGAUAACGGGACAUUGCCUGAAGGAGGGGUACAUGGAAAAACUGGCCCAACGGUUCCGGGAGUCAUUCAAGAAGAGGUGGUUCACGCUGUGCUCGAUGAACAGAAAGCUUCUUUAUUUUAAAAAUCCACUGGAUGCUUCUGAGUUGGGGGCCGUCUUCAUCGGCACGGAGAGCCAUAGCUACUCCGCUUCAGAGAGCAGCGGGCGGAGCACGAGAGGAGGCCGCUGGCGCUGCGGCGUCACGCUGCACACGCCGGAGAGGGAGUUUGUCUUCAUGUGCGAGCAGGAGCAGGAGCAGAAGGAGUGGUUGGAGGCCUUCAGGAAGGUCAUCUCUCAACCUAUGACAUCAGAGGACUACGCUAACGAAGCCACCAUGAAAAGGAAGAAAUGACUGGAGCAGUUGUACCUGUUGGAUUGCAGAAGUUCAAGAUGCAAGAAGUCUUCAUUUAUGGACAUAACAGAGAGAAAGCUUUUGCUUCCAAAAGAUAAUCCUGAACCAGAGUCAGUGAUGGAAAAAUAUAAAGUUGGAGUAACACUCACUUUUACGGACACAGCAGUUCGACACCACUGACACCACUUUGCACAGACUGAUUCCACCUUGCGUGACCUUGUGACCUCUUGAGAAGCUGCUGCUCAGAGGCUUGAGUUGAUUGCAUUGUUGUUGCCAAAAUAACAUCACAUCAAACUCUUUGCAAAACUUUUUGAAUACACUGGAAGCAAAUAUUGUAUUCAUUUUAAAAACAAUGUGAGAGUAAGUUUUAAUGAACAAUCUGCAAUUGUUCUGUAGUUAUUUUGUAUUUUAUAUUUCACUUAGUUUGCACAUUUUGAAAAGAUACAUUUCUUUUUUUCACACACCGUUUGAUUUUAAUUGUCUACUACGUUUCGUGAACGCUUUUAAUAAUGUAUAAUACAUUCUAUAGAGAAUUGAUUCUUGCUUUUUCUAUUCUUAAGACCUGUGUUUAUAGUGUGGUGAUGUGGUGCAAUUAUGUAAAUAAAUGUGUGCUACGUCACA